GAUGCACAGCAAUAAUAAUAACAUUAACAACUAUAAUAAUAAUAAUAGAAUUAUGAUUAUACAUUAUUUCCUUCAGUAAAGAUUACAGAAAAGGGAAAAAGCUCUCUGAGCUAGCAAGUUAGGAAGUCUGUUAGCUCAGAUGCUAACGGGAAAAUACAUUCACAUUCAACAUCUGUAUUUGUACCAUCAACACUUCUCUCCUGUCUGCAAACCAUUUCUCUUUUGUGGAGUAGACCUUUGAAUAAAUGAGAGGAUUAAUGGCUAAUGAGCUCUUGUUCAUUUGCCAUGACCACAAUCUUCCCCCAAUCUUAACUUUCUUCUUAUUGUAGACAGAAAGAAUUUGAAAAACCUUGGCACUUAACAUUAUGUGAUUCUGAAGAAUCGUCCAAUAUUGAUAUUGUAUCCGUGUGAACCAGAAUACACUGGGCCACUUCUUGACUAUAAAUUCUUGAUGCAGCCCGAUCAAUCCCUACAGUAUCACAAAAUUAUGUGCAAUAUUUAUCAGCCUUUCUCAGACUUAUUACAAAAAUUGAAGUACUUCUUUUGGUUACUUUGUCAUCACAGUCAAUAGUUGAGUUCCCUUAACCAAUCAGUCUGGAAUGAUGCAGUAAUGUCUACUCUAACCACUAACUGUGGAUUGUCUCAAAAGUGAGGUAUCUUUAUCUGUGUUAACAUCUGUCUCUCCAACAAUAAAGUUAAUGACACUUAAUGUUCAUUGUCAGGUUAUUUGUAAAUGGGUCACUGCUGUUUUAGAGAUCUAAAGGUAGAAACCUUGACUGUUUUUUGCUAUAUUUUAAUGCAGAAAACAGUGAAAACAAGUAAAAGGGAUGACUUACAACAAAGAUCUUGAAUUUGAUUCAUUUUGGAGUGGACAAGUAUGCCAUGUGCCCAGCUCAAACACAAGGAAACCACUACAUGUAAUGGCUUGUCAGUUUCCAGUAAUGGCAAUAAGCCUGGCUUGCUGACUCCACAUCUGUCCUUUACGAUUAUUUAGACAUGAUGGCAGUAAUCCUUUAAAAACACAUUUUUUGACAAGAACUUGUAGUGUUAACAUUAAUCACAAUAAAACGUGUUCAUUGUUUUGGGUCCAUAGACAAAUAGAUCAAUAGAUAAAUGCACUACCUCAUCAUUAAAUACAGUAUAACCAAAGCUGUCUUUUAUUUUAGCCUCAGAGGUUUGAACUGCAUUUCUGGUCAGGUUUAAAUAAUGUUCUCUAUAACCUGUUUCCAAUUGGAACAAGACAGAGGAGUGUGACUCCCACUAUAAUGGGAAACAGCCCUGUGUCUUCUUUGUGCCAGGUAAAAAAAAAAAAAAAAAAAGGAAGACGAGAAUCUGGAGCAAGGGUCACUGCAGGCCAAUAGUUGCAAAUCAAGCCAUUCCCCACUGUUAUGAUUUUAAAAUCACAGCAAAUGGUAUUCAAGGAAACCGGCCUGUCAAAUAUUCAGGAUCACAGGAGAAAACAUACUUUGUGGGGCGAUGGAUUUGAGAGGUUCCUUUUCCACUUCUUCUGCCCAUCUGUCUUUCUUGACUCCUCAUCAUGAUUCAGUGCAACUGUGAAUCCCCCUUGUGCUUUUAGUUGUGUGUGUGUUAUGUAGCUUUUUGGCACUCCAACCCCGAGAAAAUUAGUACUCUCCCUCUCUGCUGUGACGUUUGACCACAUUUUUCCUGUGAAAAUUAAAUCCCAAUGACGUUGCUAUAAUUGGAUCAAUGCAUCACUUGGGUUACAAGCUUUGUUUGGUUUCAAUUGUUUUGCUAAAACUUUUUCUAUCCACAAAUGGGUGACAAAUUAAAGGAAAAACAACAUCAAAUGUCUUAAGUAAGAGCUCCCCUGGGGUCACAUGGUAGGAAAAAAAAACUUAAUGUGUAAAUCCGUGAAACGGAUUUAUAAUCGAACACACAAUUAUCCUUGGUCGGGAGAGGUUGCUGCAAUAUUUUCUCUUUCUGAUUUGACUUUUACUUUCAGGAAUAACUUGCAGUGUAAUAUAAAUACAGUCAAACAAAAAAUAUUAAAGAUCUAUAAGGGUAGGGAAGGAAGAUAUUUGUAAGAAGCCAAAGCUUAGAAACUACAUUCAAAACAAAGACGAUUAUUGUACAGAACCAUAUAUAAAGCUACAUUUACAGAGAAGGCAAAGGUCCUUGUGUGCUCAGUUAAGAACUAGUACUUUACCACUGGUGAUUGAAGUAGGCAGAUAUAAAUAUAUUCCCGAAAACAUUUAUGUGUUUUUUGUGAUCUUGGUGCUGUCGAGGAUGAAUUUCGUUUUGUAUUUAAUUGCCCUUUGUACAAUGACUUGAGGAAUUGUUUGUUUGAAAAUAUCCAAAUGAAAAACCCUGGUUUGUUUUGGUUGUCUGAUGUGUUGAGUUGGCUUUUUAAUAUGAAGAUUUUUGUUCUAGCGAGAUUUAUAGGAGAUGCUUGGCAGCUGACAGAGAACACUGUAUCCAUCAUAAUGGGACUUUCCUCCCAUGUAACUAAAUGUUCCGAAAUGCUCUCGUUUCUGAAUUUGUGGAAUUGUAUAUUAUGAUCUGCCAAGUGGCCAUCCUGGUUAUUACUGUCUAGUGUCUUGUAAGCCCAUAUGGGCUGAGCACCAGAAAGGUGCAGGACACUUAAACAAUUCAAUCAAUCAAUGUAAACUGUGCCCUUCGAUUCAUAAUCCAUGCCAAUGGAUUACAUGCCCUCUUCUGGCUUUUUUGGCAAACAUCCCAUGAUUUAAAUUGAAUCUGGGAUUGUAAUUUUAAGUGGAUCUAAGAGUUUUCAUUCAAAGAGUUUAAAAAAAAAAACAAACAAACAAAAAACAGCUUGGUGUGAAAUUUGACUUUUGUGUGAAAAGUAAGGAUGUCAAAAAAUAAUCAGAUAGAUGGAAGCAUGUUAACACCAACAUACAGGCCUAUUUUGGAACCAAUAUGAUGACAAAAAAAAUCAAAACCAUUGGGAGAGCCUAUAAUAUUAACUGCCCAUCACUGAAUGGGCAGUUAAAAAGCUCCUUUUAUACAGCCUGUUUACAGCGGGAACGCUGCGCCUUUAUUCUGCCUCGCUGUUCUGUAUAAAAAGGUACGGACACAGUAUGGGGGAGUAGAGUUGCUCUGUCAAUAAGCCGGAUCCAGAGGUAGUCACAGAGCCGGAUGGACUGUGUGUGUAAAAGGGACAGCCAGCGUGGCGGACAGGGAGGUGACACUGUUGUGAAUCUUGAACGCUAGCAUGCUAUGUUAAAGCACACACAGGGACGGCAUUAUGCCAGCUUUGUUUGAUUCAGCGUAAACAAGCAAAGCGACUUAAUGAUGGAUCUUCUUUACAGCUAUAAUGCAGGAUCUCUGUAAAAAAGAGCCUACAGGUAGUAGAGAGAUACUGAGCAUACAAUUCCCGCUCAGAAUUCAGACAUUCAAAUAAAAUGGUGGAGAGUAAUGUUAGCAAGCACUAUGAGGAAGUGAUUUUGGACACAUCUUUAGAGUACAUCCACACUAAGCCAAUAUUUUUCACAUCUAAAAACAGAGCUUUUUGAAAACCCGUCUCCAGAGUGGAUGAAUCUAAAAACCACAACCUUGUGUUUCAGUGCGAACAGGGAAAAAUUGGGCUUUUGGAAAAGAACAUUGAACACUUCCUAUUGCUGCGGCUUCAUAAUGAAAGUGUUCAACUAGUGAACCACAAGAUGUUUUUUAUUGUGGAACAAUUGAGAAAUUUAGUUUAAAUUUAAUGCAUUUGUCGCAAGGUGAGCUCUGAAGCAUCUACAAAAUGAAAUAUGGUCAUUUCUGGUGCUUUAUAUCAGAAGGAUUUGCAAAAAGCGACACAACAUUAUUGACUUUCUGUUGCAUUUCUAACAGAGUAGCUGCUCAAGAAGUGUUUGCUGCCUCCAGUGGUCAAUACACGUCAAUUAAUUUGGAACAGAACACUGGGAACUUUAUAUUUACGAGACACAGGUGUCUCCAAAUCAACAACGGCUGAAGUUUCAAGGAUUUCCCCUAACUUUUUGAAACUUAAAACAGUUCGCAGCUGAGUUUCAAAACAUCAACACUGAGUCAGCAGGAAAUUCUGAGGUUUGGCAACGAUAUCGGAUGUCGUAACAAAAUUAGCGAAUGUACUUUUUAUACAUGAUACACGCAUGAGAGCAAGUUCAGACUAGAACAUUGGACCUACAUGUUUAGUCUGUCUCUGAACACAUUUUCAAUCAAAAACUCCCACUGAUGUCAAAGUUCGACUAGCACAUCUGUGUUGUUACUGGAAUGCCAAAACUCAUUCAGAGUUCUGGCCUAAUAGUGGCAUCUCAUGAACAAGUAAGGAGUAAGUAAACCCAGACACAUGAGGGAAAAAAACACUCCCACACACAGAUGAAGCUCAAAAAAAUCACAGACAGGAAUUUAGAAAUUUAAAGAAAGAAAUAACUCCCCAAAUGGAAUAGUACUAGCUAUAGGCUCCUAAACUGUUUGGUAUAGUUUUGGCCUGUUUUAUGUCUGUACAUGUAUUUUUAUGCACCAUAUUAUUUUGGGUGUAUUCUGGUACAGAAUGAAGUCUUGUGCAGGGAUUUUCUGACCUCUGUGGAGGCACAUUUUAUCAUCCACAGCAGCUGUGUAAGAAUUUGACAAAGCCUGUUCCUUUUCUACAAAGCACAGCACGAUGCCUUGUCUCCUACCUGUCCACAUGAACAUAAGAUUGACUGCUAGAGUGAAUAUCAAGGAAUGGACAGAAACAUUAGAGAAACAUCAGGGGAGCUCAAAACAUAUUUCAUUGUCAAGUGUUGUGAACAACUGUAUGUGUCAAAAUUUGAUACAGAUAUUUCAUCAUCCCAUCCCACCGGGAGAUCUGGUGGUUCUGGUGGUUAUAUUCUGUGUUUUCCUUAUUGUCAACAAAUCCGAUGAAAAGAAAAAUCAAAACCAACGCUGAGUUUAUCCCACAAACAAAUAUCGUCUAUGUAGCCAAAGCCUGAAAUAGAUUAUUCCUCUGAGCUAUACAGCUCCAUUGUCCAAAAAAGAUUAAAAACACAUCAAUUAAUCACACCUCUGCAGUGGGUGACAUGUUGCUUCUUUACCAUGAACAUAAGCACAGUAGUUUAUUUUGAGUCAAUCCCACAUAAACCAUCCUGCUGCUGUAAAUACUGACAAGUCCUCCAAAUUAAACGACCAAAUACGCUGUUGACUAUGCACCCAAGAAUGACACACCAAAAUCAUUUGUCUGUGCGUUCCAAAACCAUUUAAAACAUCACUGUUAAAAAAUAAUGAUGUGACAAUAAGGUCUGGUUAGGUUUAGGCACAAAAACCAUUUGGUUAGGUUUAGGGAAAGAUUUGGGUUAAAAUGAUCACUUUGUUAAGAUUAGAGAAGCAUUUGGUGUGAGUUAAAGUUCCUUAUAGUUAACAAUAAUAACCACAGGAUUAUCGUUAGGGGACAAUCGUAGUUACAGUUUUUAGAAGAUUGUCACUUGCAAAUGGCUGCGGGAAACAAACAGCGGCCUCAUGUGGCAAAGUCCAAAGUUGAGUUCAGACAUCCACCCAACCCACCACCUCUGAAUGAGGAAAUCUGUCAACGUAUAUAGAUGUCGUCUCAACUGCACCACUGCCCCAGGUCAUAAUAACUACAGCUGCUAGAUGGCAUCUGUCACUCAAACUUAACUAUAUGUCAUUUUUGGGCGACUGACGUUACGACCUGUUGUGUCGUUCUUCUUGGGAGUGACAGUCUCAUAAAUACUCACUGUAUUAAUCUGCGGCUGAAAAUAGUCCCCAACAAAUGCACUAUUUACUCCUGUUUAGGUAACAUUUGCUAAACACUUCACUGCCUGGCUGUUUAAGGACAUUGCUGAGACUGUAAAAUAAAAAAAAUAAAACAAAAAUGCUGGUUAGGGGAUCAUUUAUGCAACAACAACAUGAUAAAAACUCUAUCCGAUGGUAGAUAGAGUUAUGAGAAUUACAGAUGGGAAAACAGGUCUGGUACACUUCAGUUAAUUCAAUUCAUAUGAGCAGGAGCGACUCCUGAGUGCAGUUGUGAAUCGAAAUAAACCCUGACAACACCAACAGCCUCUAAAACAAUCCUGUGUCCUCUCUGUGUAUGAAUGACAGCUGGAUUUUCAGUGCAUCGUUUCAUUUUCAGCCAUGGAAUGACAAAAAAAAGGGAAAAAUGUUCAUAAUAAACCCAUAUUCAGUUGUAAAAUAGAAAAAAAUAAAACAUACAAACCGCAUCAAUCCAUGUAAUAUUUUUUCAAACACACCACACAGGAGGCUUUUGUCAAAAUAACAACCAUUAAACUAUCACAUUUGUUUUGGUUCAACAUGCUUCCACAUGAGGGAGACAUGCUCCUCCCAACUCCAACCCCUUUUCUUUCUUUCUUUUUUUUUUUUUGUUUGGUGAGUAAGAAAAAAAAAUGUAGAAAUAUAUAAAAAUUUCCUCUGAAGGGAAGUCUUUAAAAACCCCAGAGUUCUGUUUGACAGAGAAACAGAGACAAACACAAGGAGAGAGACGAAGAGAGACAGACAGAGGGGGGAGUGAGGAGGAAGGAGUGAAGAUCAAGGAACAGAAAAUAAGGAACAGAAAAUACUGGAGAAAAGUGAGAGGAAAGAGAAGACAACUCCUCACUAAGCAACACUUGAGCUGUUUGUCAACUCCUCUGCUGCCAUGUAUCUGUCCUCCUAGAAGUCAUUCUGAGGGCUAAACAAGGACAUAAAUUGGAGAAGAGAGAGACAGAGGAGGAGAGAAAAACAGUAAACCUUGGCUGAGGUGAGGAGAAAGGUGAGGUGUGUGGGAGAGCAUAAGGCGAAGAGAGAGGAACGAAAGGCGGGGGAGUGGAGGAGUGCGAGGCGCCCCGUUCUUCCAGCGAAGCAAGAAGGGAAGCAGGGGAGAAGAAGAAGAAGAAGAAGAAGAAGAAGAGGAGUGAUAAAGAGUUGGGGACGGAGGGAGAAGAGUCAGCUGGACAUGGGGCUUUAUGCUGUUCUCCUCAUCUGUCUCUCCCAGGCUGAACUGGGGAGAGUGUGGGCUCAAGAGCGUGAAGAUGCACUGACUCCUCUGCGGACUGAUGGGGAUCCGUCCGGUUUACACAGAACCAGGAGGGACCAGCAGACUCUACACAAACACAGAGGAGCCCGGGACACACAGGCUGAAGGAGCAGGAGGAGUAGGAGGAGUUGAUAUCAGCCCCCUGCCUGACAACAUGACCCGCACAGUGGAGGACUCCCAGAGGUACUACAGAUGGCAGAGUUUUGGUCCAAUGGACAGACGGACUGAAGACUUGUGGGUAGAUCUGAACGCCCAGCACAAGAGCCAAGUCCGAAUCCACGGCAUACUGUCCAAUACACACCGACAGGCAGCAAGAGUGGCGCUUUCUUUUGAUUUCCCUUUCUAUGGGCACUACUUGAGACAAAUUAUCGUAGCAACUGGUGGGUUCAUAUUCACGGGGGAGAUUACUCAUCGAAUGCUGACUGCCACGCAGUACAUCGCUCCCCUCAUGGCCAACUUUGACCCCAGUUUUUCGAAAAACUCAACAGUGAGGUACUCGGACAACGGUAAUCUGUUUGUGGUACAGUGGGACAAAGUGCGGCUAAAGGACCGAGAGGCUGAAGGAACUUUUACUUUCCAGACAGCCCUCCACAGAAAUGGAACUAUUGUUUUCAACUACAGGGAUGUACCUGUGCCAGUGUUGAAUAUUAAUUCCACCGAACAUCCAGUGAAAGUGGGACUGUCUGAUGCUUUCAUGGCAUAUCUCCCCUCCGCACAGCCCUCAGAUGCAAAGCGGCGUACUAUCUAUGAGUAUCAUCGUGUUGAGAUCGACACCACAAAGAUUGUUAGCAGAUCUGCUUUUGAGUUCACACUUCUGCCCACUUGUCUUCAACACACAACCUGUGAACUCUGUCUAACAUCCAACUUGACAACCGAUUGUGGCUGGUGCAACACACUUCAACGAUGUUCUGAUGGAAUCGACCGGCAUAGACAAGAAUGGCUUGAUUACAACUGUCCUGAAGAGGCAAAAGGCAAAUGUGAGGACUACAACCCAGUAUUACCUGAGGGAUCUAUGAGCUCCUUUAACCAGUCUUCACCGGGUCCAACACCUUCCUCAGCAGUGCUCGAGGACCAGCCUGUCACGAGGGAUUUACAGACAGGCCCUCCACACCAUAAAGGGAUAACAGAGAACACAGCCAUCAUAACAGGUGUAGUGGCUGCCCUUGUUCUGCUUGUAGUUCUGACCUUACUGGCUGUUUACUACAUCAACACACACCCGACAGUUGCUCCACCAUUCUACCUCAUGCAGCGACGCACCAAUAACUACUGGCCCUCUAUGAAGUUCCGCAACCAGGGCUGCCACUCCAGUUACGCUGAGGUCGAGCUUGGGGGUCAUGAAAAGGAAGGCUUCAUUGAAGCUGAGCAGUGCUGCUAAGCGGCCUGGACGUGCAGGACACAGUGAGAGAAAGAAAGGACACCAUCUAGAGGACUUUAACGGUAUUACAAAAAGGGAUGAAUAUGGACGAUCAGGCCGACCAUCAUCACAGGACGUCCCUACUCCAACCUCGGCGGCUGGACGGUGUUUACUGUAACUGCUCUUGUAGCUCUUGCAGCUUUUCUCUGUGUCUCUCGCUCUCUUUGCCAUCACACAGGGGAUUUGCCAUAUCAUCCAAGGGGUUGGAGGGUCUGAGAGGAAGCCGACUGUACAGAAAUGAUGAGAGAAAAUGUGUAACUUUACAAAACCUACCAAUUCAAGGGGGUGUCAGGGAAUGAAUCGAACUAGCCUUCAUACUGCAAACCGAUGUACAGUUCAACUUAACUAUGUUUUUGUUUUUAUCCUGUCUAUGGAGUUAUUUUUUGUUCCACAAAAUGUUCAUGUGAGCAAUGAUUGGUUCAUAAAAUGUCAUAUCUAUGUGGACUUCACUACAACAGAUAUCUAGCUAUAUAACUGAUAGUGAUUAUAAUGAUCAUCCUGAAUUUCUCUGGAGAAAUACUGUUUGGAUGAGUUUUAGAGACAUCAAGUUAUGAGAGUUUUCUUUGAAUUUUUCUGUUUAAAUGUCUUCUAAUAAAAGCUGGUGGUGAGUGUUGA
Thunnus maccoyii (southern bluefin tuna) is the source of this 8995-nucleotide messenger RNA. Its product is annotated as plexin domain-containing protein 1-like. Bases 6887 to 8341 code for a protein of 484 amino acids. The transcript is spliced from 13 exons. NCBI's taxonomy places the organism in Eukaryota, Metazoa, Chordata, Actinopteri, Scombriformes, Scombridae. The record is from RefSeq and is a predicted model, not a curated record.